Symbiodinium necroappetens is the source of this 713-nucleotide messenger RNA. The record is from the annotation of a GenBank genome assembly. NCBI's taxonomy places the organism in Eukaryota, Dinophyceae, Suessiales, Symbiodiniaceae.
AUGACGCAGCAGCAAAUGGUUCAACUCAGCAAGCAGGCGGGUGCGAAUCAGCAGUGGUUUACCACGCCGAUGCUGGCACCUGGCGCACGCCAGAACGACAGUUCGUUGGUUUGGUAUCCAACGGUGAGGUUGUUGUUCCGGCAGCCGCUUCCAGAGGCAUGGUCUUCAACCAACGAAAUUUUGUGUGGCCAGAUCUCGGUGGAGGUAAUGGCCUUGACGGGGGAUCUUCUGCGCGAUGGCAACUUGGGUGAGAACGGCCGCGUUUAUGUCGUGGACAGCUCCGGAGCGGUGCUGUCUGCGCUCGACCUCCAGGACACGAUCACGAUGACCAGGACUGGAGCAUUGCAGUUCAGGCACAUCACGGAGAUGGGAUCCUUUGGCAAUCUGGUUGCAAGCGCCUUCAAAGGCAGCAUGAUCGAGGAGAUGCAGGUGAAGGAGGGCUCCCUGGCCGCUGUAGUGCAGCCGCUGCGGUCUCCCUUGGAGAUGUUUGCCGUCGUGGUCGUUUCCCGGUACGAGAACACCGAUUUCCAGGAUCAAUCGAUCGUGGAGUCCAUGUCGGUGCUUCUGACAUUUGCCUCCUUGCCGUACAUCAUCGUGACGGUCACAUUGACGAUCGUCUUUGUGUCCGCCAAUUCGGGAAUGCAGCUGAGCAAGAUGUCCAUCGCCCGGAUAACAGGGGCUGCCACAAGCCUCGCCAGCCGACGGCGGAACAG